Molecule: messenger RNA, 762 nt
Organism: Theileria orientalis strain Shintoku
Lineage: Eukaryota; Apicomplexa; Aconoidasida; Piroplasmida; Theileriidae
Exons: 2
Coding region: 1-762 (253 amino acids)
Source: RefSeq, a predicted model, not a curated record
AUGUUUAAAUAUAGUGGAAUUUGUUAUAAAUCUUCUAAGAUGAAAAAAAAAUUGAAGAAAAAAAGAUCCAGUGGAAUCUUAUCUAAUAAAUAUUUAGAGUGUACUUUUAGUUAUUAUAUAUUAAAAAUGAAGUCCAUAUUAAUAUUUGGAGUUGCUUUAAUAGUGAAAGCGGCAUUUUCUGACCUGUUAUCGCCACCAGAACCCUUUUCUAUUGAGUCCCUAGGUGCGUUAAAAAAUGAGUCUAAUACUAAAGCAAAAAAAGCAAAUAAAAAGGGAAGUAACAUCCCAAGUAAAGCGAGCAAGGAUAAAAAGGGAAAUGGGAGUUCUGGUGACAGCAACUCGGAUUCAAAUCUGGUAGAAGUUCCACAAAACAUCCUGGAAGCGGUGAAACAAGACGAAAAGAGCUUGAGAGGCGGAAACACUGAGAUUAAACCAGAAACGGAAUCGGAAUCUGGAGAUGACUCUAAGGGAGACAAAUCUCAAACGGAAAAAAUGAAGAAAGAUCCCAUAUUGGAAUCCAUAGAAGAAGCAGAAAAGCAACUCGCAGAAGCAUUCACUGCGGUUAGAAGCAAAAUAAUGUCAAUGGGCGGAAACCAAAAACCUAUAAAGGUCGAUUGCGGAACGACGAGAGUGAGAGUGGUGUGCUCAAAAAAGGGAGAACCAGAAGAGGCAGAUGAAGAGAACCCAGAAGAAAAGUCGCAAGGGGAAACGGAAACAGAAAGGGGAGAAUCAGAAGAGGCCGGCGAGGGAGAAGAGGAAUAG